Messenger RNA from Phoenix dactylifera (date palm), 934 nucleotides. Its product is annotated as small ribosomal subunit protein uS17-like. Gene Ontology annotation, cellular component: ribosome; cytosolic small ribosomal subunit. The record is from RefSeq and is a predicted model, not a curated record. Gene Ontology annotation, molecular function: structural constituent of ribosome. NCBI's taxonomy places the organism in Eukaryota, Viridiplantae, Streptophyta, Magnoliopsida, Arecales, Arecaceae. Gene Ontology annotation, biological process: translation.
GGGGUUUAGUGCUUCGAGCGAGGCUUUUCUCCCUCCUUCCGCCGCUGCUCGCGUCUCCUUCCUACUCGAAGGCCUCUCUUCGCCUCCUCCUCCGAUUAAAUCAUGGCGGAGCAGACCGAGAAGGCGUUCCUGAAGCAGCCAAAGGUGUUUCUCUGCUCGAAGAAGGCUGGAAAGGGGAAGAGGCCUGGUAAGGGUGGGAACAGAUUUUGGAAGAGCAUUGGGCUUGGAUUCAAGACUCCCAGAGAAGCCAUUGAAGGAACCUAUAUUGAUAAGAAAUGCCCAUUCACCGGUAAUGUCUCAAUUAGGGGUCGCAUCUUAGCAGGCACAUGCCACAGUGCCAAGAUGAACAGAACCAUAAUUGUACGCCGAAACUACCUUCAUUAUGUAAAGAAGUAUCAAAGGUAUGAGAAGAGGCACUCAAAUAUAGCAGCACACGUAUCACCUUGUUUCCGUGUGAAGGAAGGAGACCAUAUAAUCAUCGGGCAGUGCAGGCCAUUGGCAAAGACUGUGAGAUUCAAUGUGUUGAAAGUCAUUCCAGCCGGCUCAAAAAGUGGAGGCGGCAAGAAGGCUUUUGCUGCACUCUGAGGUGGUCUGAAAUACUGAGUUGUCCAGAUAAAGGCAUUUGUUAUGAGGCUGAGAGCAGAGAAGUUGGAUUUUUGAGUUUCAUUUUUUUGGUACUCUCGUUUACUGAUAUUCUUUUGAGAUUUUGAUUGGAUCGUAGAACUUUGAAUGGUUUAUAUUGUUGCAUUCAAAAUUCUUAGAACUUAUGGGGUAUCUGAACCCCUUUGGGGUUGCUUGCCUUUGUCACAAAAUUUGAUGGUAUUGGUAGUGUUGGCAUCUGUGUAGAAGUAUUUCAAUGUAUCCUAUUUUAACAAAAUCUGUUUAACGUCUGAUUUUAUUUUCCAUCCCCUAAAUUUCACAGGGAUUGGCUUUA